AUGCGAGCUCAGGAGCCCAGCUGCUCCGGCCGGAGAUGCCGAGCAGGCGCGUCGCAUUGCGACGCGCCCGGCCGUUCCGUGACGAGAGCUAAACGAGGGGGGGGGGGGUUCCUCCUGGGGCACCCGCGGUUCUCCCACGGCGUUUCCACCGGCACGGAAGGCAAGGGGGGGCGCUAUUUCUGUCGAUGCGAAUCAGGGGCGCCCGCCCGAGCGGCGCGGAGUUGCCGCGGGGGAAGCCGCGCGAAACAUAAAUCGCGGCGCGCAGGGUUCGAAAAGAGGGCGAGGGAGACGGGACGCUCUUCCGUCACUUCGCACGGCGGCUGCGGCCCGGCUGUUACAAUCGGCUGCUGCACAUCAGCGGGUCGCCCGAAUGUGGAACGUGCGGUGGAAUGUGGACACUGGACCGUGCAGAGCGCGACGCCAUGUGAAAUGGAAUUGACACUGCAGGCACGGCGGAAAACGGCCCUCACGUGA
Molecule: messenger RNA, 474 nt
Organism: Lachancea fermentati
Lineage: Eukaryota; Fungi; Ascomycota; Saccharomycetes; Saccharomycetales; Saccharomycetaceae
Source: the annotation of a GenBank genome assembly